Pisolithus orientalis is the source of this 1652-nucleotide messenger RNA. RefSeq names its product ERG4 ERG24 ergosterol biosynthesis protein. The transcript has 7 exons. Gene Ontology annotation, biological process: ergosterol biosynthetic process. The record is from RefSeq and is a predicted model, not a curated record. Gene Ontology annotation, molecular function: Delta14-sterol reductase activity. Bases 312 to 1625 code for a protein of 437 amino acids. Lineage: Eukaryota; Fungi; Basidiomycota; Agaricomycetes; Boletales; Pisolithaceae. Gene Ontology annotation, cellular component: endoplasmic reticulum membrane.
UGGCAGAAUAUUGGGGACGAAAACAUGCACGAGGUUGUCCGUCACGGAGGAACACUCACUCGCGCGAUGCGUUAUAGUCUAACGUGUCGUGAUGUAGAGAAGGUGAAAGAAGCUUUCGUAGUGAAUUGAGUGCGAGUAGAUAAACAAAGACUAAUACCUCUACCUCUGAGUACCAUGAGGAGGCGGGGAAUGUAGAUACUAACGAGUGGCGGUUGUUUGGGCCUGGUGGCACCACUUUGUUACUUCACACCAACCAAUUAUUAGCUCUGGCGAGUUGGCUUUUUCAUUAUUCACCACUCAUCCGUCGCGAAAUGUCGUCAAAACCACGAAAAGAUGACACCCUAGACCCACGAACCAUGACGUACGAAUUUCUGGGGCCACCGGGAGCGUUCUUGAUCAUUCUUGGCGUCCCCGCAACGGCGUACGCCCUCUACUUUGGCUGUUCAGCAACUUCCGGCGGGUGCCCUCCGUCUCUGGACAUUAUUCCUGCACGCAUCCAAGCCGCGGUAACGGAUAUAGCAUGGUGGGUAAGCUUAUGGGACACACAAGCAUUCCUCAUGUACUUUGCCUGGUACAUGUACUGUGUCGUGGCUUGGGCCGUCCUCCCGGGUGAUUGGAUUGAGGGUGUUCAAUUACGCACUGGAGAAAAGAAACAGUAUAAAAUCAACGCCUUUUCGACUUUCUUGCUCACCCUGGGUAUCACGACUGGUUAUAUCAUGCGGUUCGGCCCUGAGUCCUUCACAUUCAUUUAUCACAAGUGGGUCGGUUUCAUGACCGCUGCAUUGAUGAUGUCGGUCGUGCAAGCGCUCGCAGUGUACGCCGCAUCGUUCCGCAAAGGUGCCCUUCUCGCUUUAGGCGGCAACUCUGGAAACCCGAUUUAUGAUUUCUACAUUGGUCGCGAACUAAACCCGUCUAUUGGGCUAUUCGAUAUCAAGUCAUUCAAUGAACUCAGACCUGGUCUCAUGCUUUGGGUUCUCGUCAAUAUCGGCAUGCUCUGCGAGCAGGCAGUGCGUCGUGGAGGUCUACAGAACGUGACUUACUCGAUGUGGUUGGUCCUCGCUUUUCAAUCGUUCUAUGUUGCAGAUGGAUUGUACAACGAGCCGGCUGUCUUCACUACUAUGGAUAUUACAACUGAUGGUUUUGGAUUCAUGCUAGCCGUUGGUGACCUGCUAUGGGUCCCAUUCGUGUACUCCCUACAAGCGCGGUAUCUUGCCUUUAACCCUGUAGAAUUCGGACCCCUCGUUGCUUUGAGUAUCUUCGCGGUAAACGCAUUGGGUUACUAUAUCUUCCGGGAUGCAAAUGGGGAAAAGAAUGAUUUUAGGAACGGACGUAACCCCAAGAACCUUCAAUAUUUCACGACCGAGAGUGGAUCCAAAUUGCUUACUUCGGGAUGGUGGGGGCGUUCCCGGCAUCCUAAUUAUUUUGGCGACCUCGUCAUGGCAGUUGCCUGGUCUCUGCCGACUGGCUUCGAAACACCUAUCACGUACUUCUAUGUCAUCUAUUUCGCGGUGCUUCUUAUUCACAGACAACGCCGUGAUGACGAGAUGUGCGAGAAAAAGUACGGCAAAGACUGGGAGAAAUACAAGAAGCUGGUUCCGUAUCGUAUUAUUCCAUACGUGUAUUAAGUUCGUAAUAUUCGCUACAAAAUCCAU